Diaporthe citri is the source of this 1071-nucleotide messenger RNA. RefSeq lists its product as uncharacterized. The transcript has 4 exons. Lineage: Eukaryota; Fungi; Ascomycota; Sordariomycetes; Diaporthales; Diaporthaceae. Bases 1 to 1071 code for a protein of 356 amino acids. The record is from RefSeq and is a predicted model, not a curated record.
AUGAGGACCUUCUUUCUGCUUGGCUUCGCGCUGCUCGCUGCCGGCCUGGCAGGCGGCAGUCCACCCCCAGCAAUCGCAGACGUCAAACACUUCGAGUUGCCAUUCCAUGUCACCAGUGGGACAUCGACUGCCGAGAUCUUGUCCGUCAACGGCGGACUUGACCUACCGAAGAUGACACCGGGUGUGAAUGUCAGCACUUUUGAAUGGUGGCACUUUGAUGUCAUCGGGAGAACUAUAGCAUCGCUUACCGUCGUCUUUUACAACUUCGGAAAGUCCAGCCUCGACGUUCCGUACCCGGGCGGCCCGCUUCUUGUCCAAGUAUCUGGCACGUGCGAGAACGGCACCUCGUUUCUCAAGUCUGCGGCUGCCACUCAGGGUGCGCUUUUUGACUCGUUCAGCGUCCGCGGCAUCAUCUCCGGCUGGUAUGGAAAGAAUUACAACUCCUACAUCUUCGGCGGUGGUCCCUUCGCAAAGCCUGACAUGCCGCUUCAACUUGACAUCCUCGGCAAUGACAUUGAUGUCUACGGCACAAUUUGGCUAACACCGAGAUCGCCUCCCCAUUAUCCCUGCGACCUCGACAAGCCAGGGGUGUCGCAGGAGGUCAUCCCCGACAUUUACUGGUCCAACGCCGUGCCAUUCGCCAACGCAUCGACGUGGUACCGUGGGCGCGGCCACAUCCGCAACUACACCCUCGUCUGGUCCAGCGCCCUGGAUAAAAACGGCAAGGAGCACCUCUCGUCCUGGAUUGGCCAUGUGGAUGGUGAAGCUGUCUUCCAAAGCUGCCAGAAUCAGUCCAUAGUCAUUCGGCCAUGGGGGGAGAACAGCGCCUACCCGCCGACGCCUGGACUCCCAGCCCCGUCUGGCUACCAUAUCCGCUACUACCUAGGGGAUGGAAAAACUUUCGUUGCGAAUUUCACCACAGAGGCCGUUCAGCCAUCUACCAACAACUACAAGAGGGUCACCGGGCUUAUGGUUGGUGGAUUUGAGGGCGAGAAACAUCACAAGGGCUCGGCUGUGUGCGAGCAGUUCCAGCACCAGUUGUCAUAUGCUGGUUGCCUAAUGCAAGGCUAG